Molecule: messenger RNA, 9069 nt
Organism: Ictalurus furcatus (blue catfish)
Lineage: Eukaryota; Metazoa; Chordata; Actinopteri; Siluriformes; Ictaluridae
Product: paired amphipathic helix protein Sin3a-like
Exons: 21
Coding region: 441-4244 (1267 amino acids)
Biological process (GO): negative regulation of transcription by RNA polymerase II
Cellular component (GO): chromatin
Molecular function (GO): transcription corepressor activity
Source: RefSeq, a predicted model, not a curated record
CAAAGAAAUAAUGCAAAUUCUAUGUGAUGCGUCAAAGAACCAAUAAGACAACACUGCUCGCUAAACCAGUCAAUCACAUUGUCCUGUGGGCGUUUACUCGACGAGAUUAGGCGGGAAGCGUCAAUGGAUUGACCAAUCAGGUCGUGCAGUGGGCGUUACUGCUCCCAAAACCACGCCCUCUCGCUGAAAACUCGUUCUGAGGUUGUUUUCCCGAUUUGAGCCAAUUAGCACGCUAGCAUGUUCCUGGAGCUCUGGCGCCUUGCAUGGAGGCUUAUUAGAUUUGCCCUCAUUAACACGUCCAUCUGAUUUUUACAGUACUGAAGCUUUGAAUUAUUUAUUUUUCUUAAUAUUUUUUCCGAAUAAAUCUGACCCGAACUUAACGAGGACACUUUGUUGUCUGCGGUCGGAGAUUCCACUGAGUUGUGGAGUAUGAGGACACAAUGAAGCGGCGCUCGGACGAUCAGGAAACAGCGUUUGGGUCUCAGCGGCGGCUUCCCGGAGGCGCGGAAAGCUUUCAUCACCGUGUUGUUGCCGCUGCAUCUUCCGUAUACGGGGCUGCCUCAGAAAACAUGCAGCCUGCUGCUGGUGUGCAGUACUCUCAGGUCCCUCAGACUUUUCAGGUGCCCUUGGCUCAGAGCUCUGGAGGACAUGGACACAGCGACAGUCCUGCAGUGCAUGCUGGCGCACAUCAUCACGGCCCUGUGGUCCAGCCUACAGGAGCCGCCGUGGGUCAGGGUCACUCUCAUGCCCCGCCUGCUUCUGCUCCAACACCAGGCCAGCAGCAGUUCCAGAGGCUUAAGGUGGAAGACGCUCUUUCCUACCUUGAUCAAGUGAAGCUCCAAUUCGGGAAUCAGCCACAAGUUUAUAACGACUUCCUGGAUAUAAUGAAAGAGUUCAAAUCUCAAAGCAUCGAUACACCAGGCGUGAUUAACAGAGUGUCGCAGCUGUUUAAGGGCCAUCCAGACCUCAUCAUGGGCUUCAAUACCUUCCUGCCCCCUGGCUACAAGAUAGAAGUGCAGACUAACAACAUGGUGAAUGUAACGACCCCAGGCCAGAUCCAUCACAUCACGCCGCAUGGCGUUUCAGUGCAGAACAUCCCCAUAACGCAGCAGGCUCAGCACCAGAGCCAGACUUCAGCCCCCACAAGCACCACUGCUCUCCCCAUGCCCAGCCAGCCCACACCUGCCAAGAUCAGCAAGCCCAUGCAGUCUCCUGCUCUGACCCCAACCAGCCAGCACAAUCCGUCCAUCCCAUCCUACGCCUCGCCCCGCUCCCCCUCGGUCCAGUCUCACACGCCGGUGAGCAGCACACCUGCCAGCGCUCCUCCGCUGCAGAACAACCAGCCUGUGGAGUUCAAUCACGCCAUCAACUAUGUCAACAAGAUCAAAAACCGCUUUCAAGGCCAACCAGAUAUCUACAAAGCAUUUCUGGAGAUUCUGCACACGUACCAGAAAGAGCAGCGGAAUGCAAAGGAAGCAGGUGGGAACUACACUCCGGCUCUUACUGAGCAGGAAGUGUAUGCUCAAGUAGCCAGGCUUUUCAAGAACCAGGAGGAUCUGUUAUCAGAGUUCGGACAGUUCCUGCCAGAUGCCAACAGUUCUGUGCUAUUGGGCAAAACGAGCACAGAUAAGCCAGAGUCUGUGCGCAUGGAUCCCAGCGGUGUUUUGAAGAGGCCACAGCUCAACAACAACAAGCAGAGAUUCAACCAGAAUGGCUGCCAGAUUCGCAGACACUCUGGGCCUGGUGCUACUCCCCCUUUAAAGAAGAAGCCAAAGUUUAUGGGGAAAGAACACCCAGUGGCUGAAGGCAGCAAAUUUGGAAUCGGCACUGAAUCUUUGUUUUUUGAAAAGGUGAGGAAAGCACUAAGAAGCACAGAGGCCUAUGACAAUUUCCUGCGUUGUUUAGUGAUCUUCAAUCAAGAGGUGAUCUCGAGAGCAGAACUAGUGCAGCUGGUGCUACCUUUCUUAGGGAAAUUCCCAGAGCUGUUUACUUGGUUCAAGAAUUUUCUGGGCUACAAAGAGUGUGCCCAAAUGGAGAGCUUUCCCAAAGAGCGUGCUACGGAGGGCAUUGCUAUGGAGAUUGAUUAUUCUUCCUGCAAGAGACUGGGUUUCAGUUACAGAGCUCUGCCUAAGAGCUUCCAGCAGCCCAAAUGCACAGGAAGAUCUCCACUCUGUAAAGAGGUUCUGAAUGACACGUGGGUGUCUUUCCCGUCUUGGUCUGAGGACUCCACUUUUGUCAGCUCCAAAAAGACACAGUACGAAGAGCACAUAUACAGAUGUGAGGACGAGCGCUUUGAGCUCGAUGUGGUGAUAGAGACAAACCUGGCCACUAUCCGUGUUUUGGAGACCGUUCAGAAGAAACUCUCGCGGAUGUCAGCAGAAGAACAGGCCAAAUUCAGGUUGGACAACACCAUGGGAGGCUCCUCGGAGGUCAUUCACCGCAAAGCCAUUCAGAGGAUAUAUGGGGACAAAGCUGCAGACAUCAUUGAUGGUCUCAAGAGAAACCCUGCAGUCUCUGUACCGAUUGUUCUGAAAAGACUCAAAAUGAAAGAUGAAGAGUGGCGCGAGGCUCAAAGAGGCUUUAACAAGAUCUGGAGGGAACAGAAUGAGAAGUAUUACCUCAAGUCAUUGGACCACCAGGGUAUUAACUUCAAACAGAACGACACGAAAGUGUUCCGCUCCAAGACAUUGCUCAACGAGAUCGAGACUCAGUAUGAUGAGCGGCAGGAGGCAUCAGAUGACAACGGCUCCUCUCCAUCGGGCCCUCACAUGACUCUGCCUUAUGAAGAUGGUCAGAUCCUGGAAGACGCAGCUGCCCUCAUCAUCCACCACGUCAAGAGGCAGUCCGGCAUCCACAAGGACGACAAGUAUAAGAUCAAGCAGGUCAUCUACCACUUCAUCCCUGACAUGCUAUUCGCCCGGCGCGGCGAGCUGUCUGACGUGGAGGAGGAGGAGGAAGAAGAGGAGCCCGAUCCUGAUGAAGAUGGAGCAAAGAAGCCUAACGGUACAACUCAGCCCAAAUCCAAGCUGCUGUUCAGCCACACGACGCCGGCGCAGCAGAAGCUGAGCACUUGCGACGAGGCCUACAACCUCUUCUACGUCAACAACAACUGGUACGUCUUCCUGCGGCUGCACCACAUGCUGUGCUCCAGGCUGCUGCGCAUCUACAACCAGGCUGAGAAACAGAUCGAGGAGGAGACCAGGGAGAGGGAGUGGGAGCGCAAUGUGCUAGGGCUCAAGAGAGAGAAGAAUGACAGUCCAGCUGUCCAGCUGCGCCUGAGGGAGCCCCUGGAUAUUGACGUCGAGGACUACUACUCCGCCUUUCUGGAGAUGGUGCGCAACCUUCUGGAUGGCAAUAUGGAGACCUCUCAGUAUGAGGACCAGCUGAGGGAGAUGUUCACCAUCCACGCCUACAUCGCCUUCACCAUGGACAAGCUCAUACAGAGCAUCGUCAGGCAGCUCCAGCACAUAGUGAGUGACGAGAUCUGUGUUCAGGUGACAGAUCUUUACCUCACUGAAUGUUCCAAUAAAGCAACAGGUGGCACCACAUCCACUCAGUCAUCCAGGACCAGCGCUGAGGCGAGCUACCAGCGGAAAGCCGAACAGCUAAUGGCAGAGGAGAAUUGCUUCAAGCUACUGUUCCAGAAGAGCAAGGGGAGUGUACAGCUGGCUGUAGAGCUGCUGGACACGGAGGAGGAGAACUCUGAUGAGCCCAUGGAGUUUGAGCGUUGGCAGGAUUACGUCGAGAGUUACGUGAACGCGGACUCGGCGUCCCCGGAGCUGAGGGAGCAGCUCUCCCAGAAGCCUGUGUUUCUGCCCAGAAACCUCAGGCGGGUCAGGAAGUGCCAACGAGGGCAGCACGUCCAGAUGAGAGAAGCGAGCGAAGCAGCUAAGAAAACCGCCGAUGGUGCAGAGGACCCCAAAAUGGAAUGCAUGUUUAAGCUCAACUCGUACAAGAUGGUGUACGUUAUUAAGUCAGAGGAUUACAUGUACAGGCGCACAGCGCUCUCGAGAGCCCAUCAGUCCCACCAGCAAGUCAGCACACGUCUGCACCAGCGAUUCCAGACCUGGCUAGACGCAUGGACGAAAGAUCACGUGGCCAAUGAGCUGGCCACCGACAAUCACAAGUGGCUGAUGGGAGAAAGCCAGGAGGGGCUGCGGGCCUGUAAAACGAGCUGUGAACCUUGUAUCCUUCACUUCCAGAGCAUCAACAGAUACCGGGUCACCUACAGCACCACUCCAUAACACCCCUCUCUCUGUCCUUGUGUCAUUUCAGAGAGCUGGUGCUGGUUUAAUAUUCUUUUUCUUUUUUUUUUUAUUUUACUUUUUAAGAAGAAAGAAAGUUGACUGGAGCAGCACUGAAAUUGAAUGCUGGUUGCCAUGGAGCUCUUUUCAGACUCCUGAAUCUUGUCCAUUUUUAACUUUUUAAAACUUUUAGAUGGGAACUUCUUGGCACAUCUUCAUGAUCUUUCAGUCACCAUGGAGAAAAAGUGGCAAAGUCCUGUUCCCCCCCGCCUUUCUUUUUUUAAUUUUUUAAUUUUUUUUUUUUUUUUGGAGUAAUUCCAGACGGUAUUCAAAGUCUGAGGCCACUCAUAAAGAUGUACGAUUAAUAUCACAGGUCAAUGUGUACCGUUUUUCAUUUCUAAUAUUGUCUUGUGAAGUUAAGAUGUAGAUUUUUAGCAAUAUGCCCCCUUUUUGUUUGGAGUUUUUUUUUUUUUUUUUCUUGGUUCGGUGUUAACCAUGCCCUCACAAACACUAUUGCGAAUUGCAGCCAGACUCGAUUUGUGGAAUAAAUAGGAUACCGAAUGCACUGAUGGUGAACAAAGCUCUAUCUUUGUAUGAGAUCAUGCAGCGUGGUCUGACCUGACGACGUGAAUUUGUACAAGUCCAUGUAAUCGGUCUGUGCACUUAAAUAUUUAUACACCCCCGAGGAUAAUCAUGCAUUAACGGUUGUCUAAGAUACCAGCUUCAAAAUAUGACAGCAGCCACAGAAUAUCUGAUAUUGUAAAUACCUUGUAUAUACGCCAGACUGUUUAUAUUCAAAUGAACAUUAUAAUGUAGUUCACCUUUUAGACUUUAUUAUCUUAGCAGAUGUGACUGAUGCUGGUCUGUAUAUUAUAAACAAUGACCUUUUUACCAAAGGAAGUUAUCGUUAAUGUUAUUUUUUAAUUUCUAUUAUUCUUUUUUUCUUUUCUUUUUAUUUUUUUUUUUUUAAAUCUGCCUCAUCAUCCUUUUGUGGUCGUGACUUGUCUGGACUUUUAAAGAAUGUUCUGUAUGUAGAAUUUAUUUUUUUUUCUGAUUCAUUUGAAGGAUUUUUACUCCACCGUAUAUGGAAAUUUGUGAUACUGCCCGUGCUAAUAUAAUACUUAGUAGAAAUUAGAAUCUAUUCACAGUUCUUGUCCUGUUUUGCCUCCCUCUUCUAGUCCAAAUAUGAAAAGUUGUGAAAGUUUCAUUUUGUCGCACUUUUCUUGUGCACCAUGCGGUGAUGACUGCUGAGACUAAUGUAAAAGCAAAUUAGAAAAGAAGAAAACACAGUGAUGGCAUGUUUCUAUGUUCUCAUGUACAGACUUUUGUAUUAUUCAUUAUUGUUUUAAAGAUUGAAAUAAAAAGUUGUAGUUAACAGUAAAAUUCACAGGGGAAAAAAAAUUCCCGUCUCCUGUCAUUAAUUAUAUUCCGUAUGAUUUUAUAGUACAUUUAUAGUAAAUGAGAAAUCUGUGAUCCUUAACACAUUCCGUCACCAAUUUCUCACUAUAGUGGCUUUGGGUUGUAAAGCUGCUAUUAAAGGGUGCGGUAUUCCUCUUAUAGAUGAGCAAGUCUUGUCUUAUAAUUGCUACCAAGCUGCAUUUAUCUGAGCUCUCAAUUUUAACUAUGAAAUAAUUUCCUGUAAAAACUUAGAAUUUACUUGCUGUAAUUGUGUAUAAACAACAGCAGAGGGAGUAUUUGGACAAUUUUAUCAGGUAGAGUAACAGGUAUGUUCAAUGUUAUUCUGUACCUUUUCAGUGCACAUUAUUUCAUCUAUAUUUUAAGGCACAUACACAGGAGAAGAAGAAGAAAACAACAUUGUCAUUGUGAAGUCUGAGCUUGUCCUUCAUUGACAUUCUCAAUCAUCUAAAGAGUUUAUUGUAGGCUGAUCGGCAUUUCCAAUUGUUUGUAAUAUGUAAAUGUGUGCGAUUGUGCCCAGCGAUGGGUUGGCACGCUGUCCAGGGUGUCCCGCACCUUGUGUGCCAAGUUCCCUGGGUUAAGCUCCAGGAUCCUGUAGGAUAAGCAGUAUUGAAAAUAGAUGGAUAUCACACUAAUACACAAGUAUGCUAUUGAAUGUACACUUUUCAACCACAGUUUCCAAUUCUAUUUAUUGUCUUCCCUGUAGCUCUAAAUCUAGACAGUUCUUAUUGAAACAGCUGUUUGAGUAGACCUUGUGACAGAAGCUCCUGCGUCCGUGCCCCAGAAUUAAAAGCUGUUUUCCUCCAGCCAUCUUGAUCCAACAUUGAGGUCAACUAGGCCUGCACAGCAUUUUUUAUACACACCAUGGAGCGUAGUUUAAUUAUGACUGCUUAACUGUAUCAUGCAGUACACUGGUCUGCAUCUUGGUUUAUCUGCUCUUUUAUAGAUGUUUUUCCUUUAAUUUGUCAGUGGGAAAAAAAAGGUAGAUAUGGCUUCAUAUGUUGGUCCUUUAAUUUUUAUUGUGCCACAGCACUGUUGAAUUCUCAAAUACAGUUAUGUGAAAAAAUAAGUACACCCCAUGGGAAUGGUUGUUUUUUUUUUUGUUGUUUUUUUUUUUUUUACAUAUUUGGAUGAGCAAACAUUUGAUCCUCUUUGAAAUGGUGCCUAUUAAUAUAGUUGAUAUACAUGAACAAAACCACAAGGAAAAUUAAUUGUUUCAAUCAUUUAUUCAACAGAAAUAUCAGUAGAUGUGAUAUUCUUCUGUAAGAAUAGUAAGUACACCCUUGGCAUCAGAAGCUAGUAUUGCCCCCUUUAGCAGAAAUAAUUCUUGAAGGUGUUUUGCAUAAUUGACCACUCUUCCAUGCAAUAUUCUUUCAGUUGCAUGAUGUUUGAGGGUUUUCCUGCAUGUACUGCCCAUUUCAAAUCCUCCCAUAACAUUUCAGUGGGAUUCAAAUCUGGGUUUUGACUAGGCCAUUCCAUAACCCCCCAUUUCUUGUUUAUGACCCAUUCCUUGCUGGAUUUGUUAGUGUGCUUAGGAUCAUUAUCCUGUUGAAAGGUCCACUUUUGGUUCAGCUUCAACUUUCAGACAGAUGGCCUCACAAUAUCUUCAAGCACUCUUUGAUAUGAUGCAGAAUUCAUAGUUGAAUCAAUGAAUGCAAGCUGUCCGGUCCCAGAGGCAGCGAAGCAACCCCAAACCAUAACAUUUCCACCACCAUGCUUCACAGUUGGUAUGAGGUACUUCUCCUGAAAAGCUGUCUUUGGUCUGCACCAAACAUGCCUACUGUUACUGUGGCCAAACAACUCUAUCUUUGAUUCGUCUGUCCAGAGCACAUAAUUCCAAAAGGCCUUGUCUUUGCCUUUAUGCUCAUUAGCAAACUGUAGUCUUGCAAAGGCAUUUUCCUGGCACGCCUCACAUGCAGGUCAAAUUUGUGCAAUCUCUUUCUGACUGUAGAAGCAUGUACUUUGACACCAAUAGUUGCAAGACUUACUAGCAGAUCCUGUGAUGAAAUGUUGGGGGUCUUGGAGAUUUCUUUUUGCAUCAGACAGUCUGCUCUCGGGCUGAAUUUUCUGGGACAGCUUAUUUUUGAACAUGACUGUAUGAUGAAGAAGGUCAGAAGUUGUUGGUUAAUUAUCUAAAUCAGCAGCUCUGACAACAUUGCUGGCUGUAAAUAAAAUCUCAGGUUUAUAUUAAUGUGCUUGUUCUAAUACCUUAUCAUCUCUUGAUUGGGACUUGUAUGUUUCAUAUAUAUUUCUAAGGCAUAAUAAUAAAUAUAGUUAUUAAACCUCUAUGGAAGGAGUCUCCUGUGUCAGUGCUUUUCGCCAUGGGGAAGUCUUCAGGGAAGAGGAACCCGUGUUUUUUUUCUGGGUUCUUGAUAACAUGACAAGCUAUUUUUUAUUCACUAACUUAAAAAAAGAUCAAAGAGAGGCUGAUGAGGGAAUGACUUUACAUCUCACAACAUUAAAUGAUGCAUGAUGUGUCAUUCAUUAAUAUAUUAAAAUCGCAGUUGUUUGCAAAUUACUGUGCUGUUAGAAGAACAAAACACUGGAAUAAUGCUAAUAUUAGAAAAUAAUCUACUUCAGGGUGGUAACAGUAAUCCCACCAUUUUGUUGUUGAUUGCUUUCCUAUAGCACAUGCCACAUCAUAUGUUAUUCCUUACUUGAAGAAGUUAAGUUAUCUUCUGGUUAAUCAGAUCGGCCUUAGGGUAUAACCAGUAAAUUUAGUUAUAACACUAUAGAGCUUUUCACACUGCACUUAACCCCGGGUUAUUGUCUCUCUAAAACAUGCUUUUAACCCCGGGUAAAGGAACGUUCCACACUUGUAAUUUAGAAGUAGGGUUAGCACCACUUAUUACCUGGGGUUAUGAAACCCUGCUCUGAAGCACGGUUAGCACCGCUUUUGCCAUGUUAACCCCAGGUAUGCCAAAAGUGUACAGUGUGAAACAAUGCAGUAUUAGAAUGUUACGGAAGAGCGCGUGCCUCAUAUCAUGUGCUUUGUACAGUCACAGAAACCCCGCUUGUUGUGUAAACAAUACUUGCAGCAUUGGAGGGGGAAAAAAUAAUAAUAAAUGUCAAAUGGUGACAGAAAACACAUUGUUUUCUUGCCUUUCUGCAUCUCAGGAGGCUUUAAACAGCCAAGGAGGAUUUACAUGGCGACAUGUUUUUCUGACAAGCCGUUAUUUAAAUUGGUCUUGGUUGUAUUUAUUCAAUCACGGUUGUUGACAUCACAAAUAUGCAAAUAAGAAUGUUAACCCAGGGUUUAGGAAUGUACUGUGUGAAACGUCAGAUUAUGAAUAAGCAGGAUUAAUUGUUAACCCCAGGUAACAUAUGAGCAGUGUGAAACCAAACAAGAUUCCUUUUACCCAGGCUUUAGAAUGACCCAGGGUUAACUACUUGUGAAAAGCCCUUAUAU